ACUUCAACCUUCUUCGAUAUUUUGCUUCUGUGGAUUUGUUUUUAUUAUGCUCAUUGGUUAUAAAAUAAGCGAAGUAUAAUAACUUAUUUCUAAAACUGGUUGUCAGCGGUAAUUUCGGCGUAAAAUGGUGUUUUUAACGUUAUCAAACUUGAUAAGAUGCAGGGGUCCUGAUGAAUUUUGGAGAAAGAGGAAAAUUUUUAGGUUAGCAGCUCAUUUUCUAGGUCGACGUCGGAAUACUUAUUCAGUAGCUGUUCGAAAUGUUCAUCGCGCGCUAGUAUACUCAACUAAAGCCCGUGCUUUAAAAAAAGAAGAUAUGAAAAAUUUAUGGGAUACGAGAAUUACAGCUGCUUGUGAGCAGCAAAACAUCACCGCAUUUAGUCUUAGAGAAGGUUUAGAGCGUGCCAACAUAUUGCUGGAUCGGAAAUCCUUGUCUGAUUUGGCUUCUUGGGAACCUAAAACUUUUGAAAGCCUGGCUGCAGUUGCAAAACAGAAACUUUGCUUUGAUGGUUUUGUGGACUCUACGGACAAAAAAGAACCCACUGGAAACGAUAUAAAUCUUAAUAGUGUUUGGUUAGAAGGUUUAAAAGAUGGAAAAUAGUUAUUAUAUUUUAUUUUAUAAUAUUUUAGGAAUAAAUAGUAACUAGAUACUA
Pieris napi is the source of this 650-nucleotide messenger RNA. RefSeq names its product 39S ribosomal protein L20, mitochondrial (gene mRpL20). Bases 125 to 598 code for a protein of 157 amino acids. Gene Ontology annotation, molecular function: structural constituent of ribosome; rRNA binding. The record is from RefSeq and is a predicted model, not a curated record. Gene Ontology annotation, biological process: translation; ribosomal large subunit assembly. The transcript has a single exon. Gene Ontology annotation, cellular component: ribosome. Lineage: Eukaryota; Metazoa; Arthropoda; Insecta; Lepidoptera; Pieridae.